Molecule: messenger RNA, 886 nt
Organism: Radiomyces spectabilis
Lineage: Eukaryota; Fungi; Mucoromycota; Mucoromycetes; Mucorales; Radiomycetaceae
Exons: 2
Coding region: 1-600 (199 amino acids)
Source: RefSeq, a predicted model, not a curated record
AUGGGUAGCAUAAACAAGCGGUACACUUUGAAAAAGAAGCGGUACACUUUGAAAAAGAAGCGGUACACUUUGAAAAAGAAGCGGUACACCUUAGAAAAGAAGCGGUACACCUUAGAAAAGAAGCGGUACACUUUGAAAAAGAAGCGGUACACCUUAGAAAAGAAGCGGUACACUUUAAAAAAGAAGCGGUACACCUUAGAAAAGAAGCAGUACACUUUAAAAAAGAAGCGGUACACUUUAAAAAAGAAGCGGUACACUUUAAAAAAGAAGCGGUACACUUUGAAAAAGAAGCGGUACACUUUGAAAAAGAAGCGGUACACCUUAGAAAAGAAGCGGUACACUUUAAAAAAGAAGCAGUACACUUUAAAAAAGAAGCGGUACACUUUAAAAAAGAAGCGGUACACUUUAAAAAAGAAGCGGUACACUUUGAAAAAGAAGCGGUACACCUUAGAAAAGAAGCGGUACACUUUGAAAAAGAAGCGGUACACUUUGAAAAAGAAGCGGUACACUUUAAAAAAGAAGCGGUACACUUUAAAAAAGAAGCGGUACACUUUGAAAAAGAAGCGGUACACUUUGAAAAAGAAGCGGUACACCUUAUAAAAGAAGCGGUACACUUUGAAAAAGAAGCGGUACACUUUGAAAAAGAAGCGGUACACCUUAGAAAAGAAGCGGUACACUUUAAAAAAGAAGCGGUACACCUUAUAAAAGAAGCGGUACACUUUAAAAAAGAAGCGGUACAUCUUAUGAAAGAAGCGGUACACCUUAGAAAAGAAGCGGUACACUUUAAAAAAGAAGCGGUACACUUUAAAAAAGAAGCGGUACACUUUAAAAAAGAAGCGGUACACCUUAUAAAAGAAGCGGUACACUUUGAAAAAGAAGUGGUACA